Acipenser ruthenus (sterlet) is the source of this 2898-nucleotide messenger RNA. Its product is annotated as guanylate-binding protein 1-like. The record is from RefSeq and is a predicted model, not a curated record. Bases 1 to 1812 code for a protein of 603 amino acids. NCBI's taxonomy places the organism in Eukaryota, Metazoa, Chordata, Actinopteri, Acipenseriformes, Acipenseridae. The transcript has 10 exons. Gene Ontology annotation, molecular function: GTPase activity; GTP binding.
AUGCUGCCCGAGGAGAUAAUUGGGAAACCUAUACCGCUGAUAGAAAACACAAGAGGCAAUGAGCGGCAGGUGCAACAGGAAGCCCUGGACAUUCUCAAAAGCAUCCAGCAGCAUGUAGUAGUAGUGUGUAUAGCUGGAAGGUACCGGACAGGAAAGUCCUACCUCAUGAACAGGCUUGCAAGCAAAAAAACAGGAUUCCCAUUGGGAUCCACAAUACAAUCAAAGACAAAAGGGAUCUGGAUGAUGUGCGUACAUCACCCUAAGAGAGAAAACACCACUCUGGUGCUGCUCGAUACUGAGGGGCUUGGAGAUGUUGAAAAGGGAGAUCAAAAGAAUGACGACUGGAUCUUUAUUUUGGCUAUCCUGCUGAGCAGUACCUUGGUUUACAACAGCGUAGGAACCAUUGACAAUGAUGCAAUACAGAAACUACAUUAUGUGACUGAGCUGUCGAAACGGAUUAAAACAAAGGCAGCAGAUGGAGAAGACAAAGAUGACUCGAUCAACUUUGUUGGUUUCUUCCCCUCUUUUGUGUGGGCACUGAGGGACUUUUCCCUUGAACUAGAACUGAAUGGGGAAAACAUCACAGCUGACAAAUACUUGGAGAAUUCACUCGUUAUUAAACAAGAAAAUGCUGCAGACAGCAAUGUGCCGCGGGAAUGCAUUCGCAAAUUUUUCCCCAAGAGGAAGUGCUUUGUUUUUGAAUCCCCUGGCACUUCAAAGCUGUUGAAGAAAAUAGAAUCAAUACCUGAUAGCGAGCUUGAACCUGAUUUUGUGCAACAGUCCAAUGAAUUCUCCGAACACAUUUUUGAUACAGCAAAAAUCAAAGAAAUCAAGGAGGGAAUACCUUUAACUGGUUCCUUGUUUGGAGCCCUAGUGAAUAAGUACGUGGAAGUAAUCCGAAGUGGAAAAAUGCUCGUUGUGGAGAAUGCCGUUAAGGAACUGGCCAAAAUUGAAAACGAAGCUGCAGAGCAGGCAGCUUUUUCUUAUUACAAAGAAAAUAUAGCUAAGAUCCCCUUACCCACAGACACUGCUGAGGGACUCUCAGUUCUUCAUGGCAAGUGGGAGAAAGAGGCACUGGGUAUGUUUAAUAAGCGCUCCUUUGAGGAUGAAAAUGGACAGCACCAGAUUCAACUUGGGAAAUCUAUUCUGGACCAUUAUGAGUCAGUCUGCCGUAAGAAUGAAGAAGCUUCGAGAAGCCGUUGUCAAGCUCUCAUUAAGGAACUCUCUGAGGAUAUGAAGAAGAAACAAAGUGGAGGCUACUACAUGAAGCCAGGAGGGUAUGAGCUCUUCAAGAAGGACAAGGAAGAUAUUGAGAAGCAAUACAGAGAUAAGCCUGGCAAAGGGAUACAGGCAGAUAUCAUUCUAAAGGACUUUCUGGAAGAUACUGAGAGGACUGGCAAAGCAGUCCUCGUAGCUGACAAUACUUUGACUGAGAAACAGAAACAAUUUGAAGAGGAGCAAGCCAGACGAAAGGCUUCUGAGCAGCAGGAACAAGUGAUUCAGGAGCAGAAGAAACAACUCGAGCAAAUGGUUAAGGACCAGAUAAGAAGCCACCAGGAACACGUUGACCAAAUGUUGAAAAAAGCUGAGGAGGAGAAAAAGAAUUUCAUUGCAGAGAAGGAGAAGAUCAUUGCACACCACCAGAAGGAACGUGAACGACUCCUGAAAGAAAAGAAUGACGAGAUGGCAAGAAAGCUGGAGGAGCAAAAUAAAAAAGUAAAGCAGCAGAAACAGGAAUUUCCACUGGCUUGUGCCAUUAUGAAAAUGGUUGGUGACAUAGUUUCAGCAGGAUUAAACACACGCCGGUAUUAAGGGUUUGUGUUUCCUUCAACAUUGUACACCAGAUAAGUUUCUCUAUCUGAAGUUAACAUAUUAAAUUAGCGAACCAAAUUUAUUUUACAAGCAUGUGCAUUUGGUAUUGUGCACACCAAGUUCAUAAUUGAGAGUGUUCCCUUGAUUGUGAAGUCAAAAUAACAGCAGCCAGUGAUAUACUAACAUUUAUGGGUGGUAACUGGUAAAACAGAAACUGUAGAAAGUAAUUUGACUCUGUUUACCAAUAUCAAACUGGACUGGCAUCUUGACAGAGCCAGUUAGAAUUGCAAACUGGCAGAAAUUGGUUGAUAUCUAAAUUUCUCACAUAUGCCUUGAUUCUAUCUGUUACUGGGGCCCUUGAGUUUCCACAGACAACAACUAGGGCUGUAAUGAUUGGUACAUUUUGACCUUUGAAGGUUCUGAACACAUUACCGAAACUUUUCUUUAAUAGGCAUUAUACAAAUCAAAAGGUUAAACUCUGUAUGUGAGUAACAUUUAAUGUGAUUUAUAGUAUUCACACAUUGUCAAAUGGUUUCUCUAAACAGAGAAAAAAAGAAAAAAAACAUGUGAAUGCCACCAGACGAACAUUCAAAGGUUUAGAACUACCUUUGAAUUCCUGGCUAGCAAACGAACCUCAGGACUUUGAACACAGCCCUAACAACAACCACAAAAUCCAAUUUGAUAUUAAAACAAGGUUGAGAUUUACAUGCUGUCAUGGUGCAAAUGGAAACAUGGCAUCUAACAACUCUGUGCAAGAAUAGGUUCUAAUCGUAGCAGCACAAAGGGAAUAUGUAUGUUCUAGCAAUUUACCAUUUGAUUUAAAUCCAAAAGAAAUGAUUCAUGUUAACGAACGUUGAUUUUCUUUAUCCCCAUUAGAAAUACUAAAAGAAACUUUAUUUUAAUGACAGACGUUUUGGCUACUGAAGAAAACCUCUAGUCCAAACGUUUGUCAUUGGAAGUUUCUUUUAGUACUGAAGUUCUUAAUCCCUGCAUUGGAAAUGUAGAAACUGGCAUUAAUGUGAAUCAGGACUGGAACUAUUUGUCGUUUGCUGGUGUUACCAAAAAAUAAAAUCUCUUUUUCUUCAA